CGUCGGCAAGCAAGAUGGCGGCGAUGACGAGAGGCUCUUCCGCGGUGUUCAGGAGAUUGCUGAUCCAGCAGUACCGCCGGCGAUGUUUACGUGUGCAGGAGGUGCGCGGCCACGACGCACUCCGCUCACUCCCCGCCACGCUGGACAGGAAGUUGCCGACGUGCGGCGGGAGCUUCCGGAUGUUCGGCCGCGCACUGCACAUGUCUGCAGCACGUAGCGGCGCCGUGGUCCAGUUCAAACUGUCGGACAUCGGUGAGGGAAUCACGGAGGUGACAGUGAAGGAGUGGUACGUGAAGGAGGGAGACAAAGUGUCUCAAUUCGACAGCAUCUGCGAGGUGCAAAGCGACAAGGCGUCCGUCACCAUCACCAGCCGAUACGACGGCGUCAUCACAAAACUUUACUACCGCGCAGACGACGUCGCCCUGGUGGGGAAACCUUUGGUGGACAUCGAGACCGAGUCCGGUUCCGACGUGACACAGGAAGAAGACGUGGUGGAGACGCCCGCCAUGGCUCGGGAGGAACACACCCACCAGGAAAUCAAAGGACUCAAGAUCCAGGCCACGCCCGCCGUCAGACGCCUCGCCAUGGAGAACAAUAUCAAGCUGAGCGAGGUGGUGGGUUCGGGAAGGGACGGCCGCAUCCUGAAGGAAGACAUCCUCAACUUCCUGGCCAAGCAGACGGGAGCCAUCUUGCCCCCGAGCCCGUUCCAGGAGAUCCGGACCCCGCCCCCGCCCCCGCCCCCGGCCCUCGCCGUGCCCUCGCCCGCCCUCUGUCCGCCGCCCGCCGCACCACAGCGAGUCUUCGCUGGCAAAGACGUGACUGAGCCAAUCAAAGGCUUCCACAAGGCGAUGGCGAAGAGCAUGACGGCGGCGCUCAGCAUUCCUCACUUGGGACUGUGCGACCAAGUGGACCUCAGCCGCCUGGUGGCGCUGAGGGCCGAGCUAAAGGCAGACGCCCAAUGUCGCGGGGUCAAACUCAGCUACAUGCCCUUCUUCAUUAAGGCCACCUCCCUCUGCCUCAGCCACUUUCCCAUCCUCAACGCCUCAUUGGACGAAGGCUGUCAGAACAUCACGUACAAGGCGUCUCAUAACAUCGGCGUCGCCAUGGACACCGGCCUGGGUCUCCUGGUUCCCACUGUGAAGAACGUGCAGUUUCUCAGCAUCUUGGAAGUGGCGCAGGAACUCAACCGGCUUCAGGCGCUCGGCACCGCCGGCCAGCUGGGAACGGCGGACCUGAGCGGAGGAACAUUCAGCUUGUCCAACAUCGGAUCGAUCGGAGGGACGUACGCCAAGCCGGUCAUCCUUCCCCCUGAGGUCGCCAUCGGGGCUGUGGGCAAAGUCCAGGUCCUGCCGCGCUUCGACGCGUCCGGUCACGUGAUCCGCGCGCACAUCAUGAAUGUCAGCUGGUCGGCCGACCACCGCAUCGUGGACGGCGCCACCAUGUGUCGCUUCUCCAACAUGUGGCGAGAGUUCCUGCACAAUCCCGCCAGCAUGCUGCUGCACCUCAAGUGAGGAAGCCCCGCCUCCUUUCCUGGCUGCUCAGCAUCAUCAUCAUCAUCAUCAUCAUCAUCCGGAAGCGACUCAGUCUCCAUCGCCUUUUUUGACCGGCAAAAGAAAAGUAGUGCCUGAAAGGAGAGGUCGCCCUGCACUCUAGCCACGCCCACUCCCGGACAAUUGACACUGUCACUUGACAUGUUUUCCUGUUGCGUAAUUCUUUUUACUGUCUGUUACAACCUGCCAUUCGUGUGUUAAAAUCUGACAAAAAUAAUAAUCUCUGGUUGAACUUUGAAUAAAGUUGAUGUGCAUAAACAAGCAGUGGCGGUUGUUGGUCG
Molecule: messenger RNA, 1831 nt
Organism: Phycodurus eques (leafy seadragon)
Lineage: Eukaryota; Metazoa; Chordata; Actinopteri; Syngnathiformes; Syngnathidae
Gene: dbt
Product: dihydrolipoamide branched chain transacylase E2
Exons: 11
Coding region: 15-1511 (498 amino acids)
Cellular component (GO): cytoplasm; mitochondrion
Molecular function (GO): lipoic acid binding; acetyltransferase activity
Source: RefSeq, a predicted model, not a curated record